This is a messenger RNA of Penicillium digitatum Pd1, 1449 nucleotides long. RefSeq lists its product as uncharacterized. Lineage: Eukaryota; Fungi; Ascomycota; Eurotiomycetes; Eurotiales; Aspergillaceae. The record is from RefSeq and is a predicted model, not a curated record.
AUGAUGGUCCCAAGAGCAUUUUUAUUCAGCUCGGCGCCGCCGCAGCAACCAUUUCAGUCUGGGAUGAAGUCAUUCACCUCGCUGGAUUGUUCUGGCCUCCAUCUCCCUACUCCCAUUGAGACCCGCGGAUCGAUCAACACUAUCCCAGUCGUAAUCCCUCCAAAGCGCGACUCGCAGACCCUGUCAGCACGUCGAGAUACUCGUCCACGCACUCUAUCUAAAACCUCGGAAUCCUCUCGCCGGUUCUCUUCCAGCUCGUCCAAUGACCGUCCCGUCCCUACGUCAUUCACCUCAAUGUUAGAAGCAACGGCCAUUCCCGUCCCUCGACGAACCUGGACCACCCGUAGACCUCGGAAACUCCCUCGUGGAAAUCAUGAAGAAGAGUUUAGGCGCAUGCUGCAGGAAGAUAUCAAGUUGAAAGAGGAAAAUUUUCUGGACGGGGCCGCCUACUCCCCUCUUGACAUCCUUCUCAGCCCACCCGAUAACGACAACGAGAAACUCCUGCCUUGCAAUGAUUCCGAAUACGAUUCACAACUUUCAGUGAGAUCAACAUCAAGUGAUUCGAUGCCGUCAUUAGACCAUUGUCUGGGAUCGCCGUCCAGUCUUCCCUCGCUGCCAAGCCCUUCUAGUCAUAGAAGUGCACCCGAGAGACGACAGCCUCGGUACUCAAACUGCGAGGAGUGUGCUCUGGACCAUCCUCUGCUUGUAACCGAACUUGAUGAGUUUGAAUUUAUCGAAAUCAAGAACGACGAUGAGCCUGCUGCACCUGACAUAGUACCCGCAAAGCGAGCUGCAUCAUUUGGGCGCCUCGGAUCUACUUUUAAAUCGAACCUCACAGCAUCUUUACGGGCCAUCAAAUCAGCUGCGCAGUCAGUCUCGACUUUUGCCACCCCUUCCGUUCAACCAGAGGAUUUCCUCACCCGGUCUCUUUUCACCAUCACCCCAGAGAUGACCGAUGAUCGCCGACCUUUGCCGAUGCAAGAAACACCUUCUCCAGCACUGCGACGCUACUUGAAUCCAUCUCUGAUGAACCCAACCCUGAUGUCACCGGCAGAGAUGUAUGUCUACCAUGAUCAUCCCCACGACAAGCCGCAGGCCUCCGAUUUGUGUCCCGUCUCGAUCCAAAUGCAGACAUAUCGUCGAGCCGGUGGCCGUGGGAACCGGCGAAGCCAUUUCCACAUCGCAAGCAAGGACCAUAAAUACGUCACUUUCGACCCGGAAGCACCAUCCAUGUCACGCCAGCGCGAAAUUCGUGAGAACAGCAAUUUCUUGCGCGUGGUGGUUCUCGAGAUGAACAUGCGACGUAGCGGCAAACUACGCGAUGAUAUCCCUGCCCGUGCGCGCAUCUGGCUGCCAGCGCGCAAGACAAACUUCCACUUGUCAGGACAAUACGAAGACGGAGAUGACAACGUCGUUCCGGCCCGAUGGGUGGGCGUCUCAGCCCACUGA